ACCUCCAUCCCCCGAAAAUCAAUACUGAGCUUAUGUGCGAGACUGUUGUGAGCAAGCCGCCACAGGAAGUGCUUCAGUUUCGGUGGACAUCUGCUUGCCCAUAUAUCACCCCAUCUGAACUUCGUCGAGCCGCCGGGACCAUCGGCAGUGCGACGACCGACCGUCGCCGACCACCGCCCAAUCAUACACAAAAUAAACAAAGACCACUUUACUAGUACUCAGUACUCAUACACAAAGAGGUCGACUUCGCUUUGGUCUCCAUCGAUCUUUCUCAGUAGCAGCGCAAUGGCCACCCACGCUCUCGUCGCCGUCGCCGUGCUCCUCGUCGUCUGUGCUCCUCCGGGAGCGCUCGCGCAGACGGUGCAGGUAUGGUCCUUGUGCUCGCCGGCGAACUACACCGCGGGGAGCCCCUACGGGGCCAGGGUCCGCGGCGUGCUCAGGGACGUGGUGGCCGCCGCCGGCCGCUCCCGCUAUGGCUACGCCACCGUGGUCCGCAGCCCGCGGGAGGAGGAGGAACCACCGGACGGGCUGGCCUUGUGCUACGCGAACGCGGGCCCGCCGGUGGUGUGCAGGCUGUGCCUGCGCAUGGCAGCCGGGAACUUGACGCUGGCCUGCCCGCACGCCGCGUCCGCGGCCAUAUUGUACAACAACUGCCUGCUCCAGUACACGGACUCGGCGGGAGGCGAGAGGCAGCUCGCGCGGUGGGAGGCGGACACGGUGCAGAGGUUCUCCUUCUACAACAACAACAUGAACAGCGCCGGCGAGACCGACAGGUACGGCCCCGCGCUCAAUCGGCUCAUGCAGCGCCUCGCUCCCGCCGAGGCCGGAGCGAACGGCCAGCCGCGUCCCCAAGCCACAUUCGGGCAGACCAACAUCACGGCCAACGAGAGCCUGUACGGGUUCGCGCAGUGCGUGGCAGUCCUGUCCCCCGACGACUGCCGCCUCUGCCUUCAGAGAAUCGCCGCAUCGUUGCCCGUGACGAAAGGAGGACGGGCCUACUCGCUGACAUGCUACACGAGGUUCGAGGUGGUGCCCUUCUACAUGCCGCCCAACACAACCAGGAUCAUUGUGGCGCCGACGCCGGCGCCGUCGUCCUCCUCGACGUCGUCGUCGCAACCUGCAGCGGAUUCCUCCUCCUCGUCCUCAAGAGGUGACUUGGAGGAUAUCUGGAGGAAGGAAGAAAUCAAGGCCAGACAGAGGUCCAGAGACAGGUACAUACUUGAAGGGGACCUGAAUGCUGGAUACUUCAAAGCCAUAGCAAAUCAAAAGAGAAGGAGGAAGCAAAUUCUGAUGCUGGAAGGAGAUUCAGGUGUUGUGGAGGAAGAUAGCUGCUACCUUGGACAGCUGGCAGUCUGUUGCUCAGACCCUGUCAAAGGAAUAGUGCUGCAAAUGGUGCGGAAACUGGAGUAGAUAGCAAGAUCCCCGCCCCUCCUACUAUGGACGGAUCCUGGCUAGGGCUGAAGAAGUGCUCAAGAGGAGCUAUGAGAGAGUGAUGAUUCAUAUGAUUGUUGUAGCUCCCCUUGUUUAAUUUCGCUACAUUUUACAUUCUCUAAGUAGUGACAGAGGCCUGUUGGCUUGUUCUGUUUACUUUUGCUGGGGCAGCGCGUGUGCUGUUUUCCCCCGCGUGCUUGUAAUCGUACUGAACCUUGCUUGGUUUCUCUUGGCAAUCCAAUUGGAACUGGGGCCUUGAGCCCUUUUCCUCUAAAAAAAUAUAUGUUCA
Triticum aestivum (bread wheat) is the source of this 1720-nucleotide messenger RNA. Its product is annotated as cysteine-rich repeat secretory protein 55. The transcript has 4 exons. Lineage: Eukaryota; Viridiplantae; Streptophyta; Magnoliopsida; Poales; Poaceae. The record is from RefSeq and is a predicted model, not a curated record. Bases 286 to 1410 code for a protein of 374 amino acids.